UAAUUCAUUCAUGGAGUAGUGUAUCUUAUCUGAAGAAUAGAAAGGGAAUAAAAAAAUAUGGCAACCCCAAACAGUUGUGCGAUGAGUGUCUCCACCACCUCCCCAAAAGGUGUCGCCGGCGGCGGAGAAUCCGAUGAUACCGCUCCGGCCAACAGCUCCCCCAAGGGGCAGUGCCUCUGCUCGCCGACGACCCACAAAGGGUCGUUCCGGUGCCGGAUUCACCGCUCUCCGCCGAACGUCUUCAAGAGAUCGAGUUCCAUGGGUGCGAAGACAUCUGUUUCUCCCAAGUCUGUUAAAUCUGCAUAUGAGUCAUAAUUGAGUAAUCUCUUCUGUUUGUUUGUGUGUGUCUGUGGGGAUUCCCUUUCUCUAUUUUCACUCCACUCAAAGUUGAUCAUAUACAUAUAUGUUGUAUAAUAAGCUCUUUUAAAUUUU
This is a messenger RNA of Cuscuta campestris, 432 nucleotides long. The record is from the annotation of a GenBank genome assembly. Lineage: Eukaryota; Viridiplantae; Streptophyta; Magnoliopsida; Solanales; Convolvulaceae.